Messenger RNA from Rasamsonia emersonii CBS 393.64, 957 nucleotides. RefSeq lists its product as uncharacterized. The record is from RefSeq and is a predicted model, not a curated record. The coding region runs from base 1 to 957 and encodes 318 amino acids. The transcript has a single exon. Lineage: Eukaryota; Fungi; Ascomycota; Eurotiomycetes; Eurotiales; Trichocomaceae.
AUGGCUCUGGUCCUUCUCCAAAUCCUCCGUGCUCUGGUGUUUUCUCUGCGCAUUCUCAGGCUUCCACCGCCAAAAAUGCUCGAAUCGUGGAUUGAUGGAACGGAGCGUCGGAUUUUCAGGAUCAUCCCUUCCCUCAUGGAGUGGGACGCGAAUGAACCAAGAAAAUCCAUGCUUUCAAGCGGCGACGAGCAUGCCCUAGGUGUUCCCCGAGCCGACAGAUCCUCGGAGCAUUCGCCAUUUGAUGCGCCUCUUGACGCCGUGAUAGCACCCAUUGCAAGUUCCCAACCGUCGACUGAGCCAUCGAGGAAGAUCAUCGAGAGGACAGGGCUGAGAUAUCACUUGCAAGCAAGUCGGCCCAGGUAUCCAGGAAAUAUGAGUCUGACCAAGUCUGCGGUCGUUCUGCCGACACACACUGGGAUUACACCCAGAGCGAUCAACAUGUCCGCCAAUCUUGACGGAGCGCCAAUCACGCUGCCUGCGGUCCCUAGCUAUCUGUCGCGGAUGUCAUAUAAUUCCGUCAGUGACUCCAUUUACUCGUCGACUUCGAACGGUCCUGUCGGUUGCAGACAUCCGAUGUCCACGAGUUCUAGUCUUAAAGGAGUCGCUCCAGCAGCAGCGCGUAUCUAUACCGACCUGCUCCCAAAACGACCAGUCUUCAGCUUCAGCAGCGGACUUUCUUCCAGACCGUACAGUUUGCAUGACAAGAUCCGAAGCUCGAGCAACGUUCAGUCCGGACUUACCAGCCUAGCUGGGAUGGACCAGUUUCCAAGUGUUCCUGGAACGAUUUCAAGCUUCCCUGGGAAUUUUCCCAUCAGUGAUGAACUUGAAUACAGUUCACUGGCCACGGUUGCGCAGCAUGUGGUUAGAGGACACACGAGACCACUUUCUGCGCCUAUGUUUCAGCUUGAGUCUGUCGAGAGUGGAGGGCAGGCAGCUGACAACGAUGACACUGAAUGA